Messenger RNA from Adineta steineri, 717 nucleotides. The record is from the annotation of a GenBank genome assembly. Lineage: Eukaryota; Metazoa; Rotifera; Eurotatoria; Adinetida; Adinetidae.
AUGAAUUUGAAUACACGAUUUUUUACUACCUAUAAUCAUCGUCAGAGACAACCAAUAAUUGGAUACCGUUCUCCAUUAUACCAUCCACAUGCACCAAUUUUAAAGAAUACACGAUCCUCCUAUGAACGUCUUAAUGCAAGUGAAUCAUUUUUACCAGCAAUAACUACUAUGAAUAGUAGUGAUGAUGGACAUAACCCAUAUUAUCGAAAUGAUUUUGCUAACAAUCAUUUAUUUAUUACUAAACAUAAAUUAGCACGAAUAUUUCGUAAUCAAUUACCAAUGAAUAUGCAAUCAAAUAAUGAUGAUCUUUAUUUAGUUGAUCGAAAUGAAUUCGAAAAGAAAAAUUCGAGAAUAAACAAAAUUAAACGAGAAGAGAAUAAUUUUUAUCCUAAAAUAAAUUUACCAACUGAUCAUGAUGCGCAUGUACCUGUUAUUAAUCUUAUUCUUAAACCAUCAGUACCAUCAUCAUAUAUUCGUCAUUCAGCGCAAUCAAUAUCAAAGCAUCCCACACGUACAAUUAAAUUUCGAACAAAAUCUUUACCUUCAUUAAUGGUAUGGACUAAUCCAACCAUGGAUGAACGUAUUCAAUCAAUGUCAAAUCAUAUAGUUGGAGAUGAUCUUCAAGGAAAUACAACUAUUAAUGAAUUAGUAGAUAAUAAUCCUUUCAAUACAUCGUUAUUAUAUUUUAAAUCAAUUAUACCUUCAAAACAUGCUUGA